Paramuricea clavata is the source of this 1000-nucleotide messenger RNA. The record is from the annotation of a GenBank genome assembly. Lineage: Eukaryota; Metazoa; Cnidaria; Anthozoa; Malacalcyonacea; Plexauridae.
AUGUGUCGUUCGGGUGAUAAUUUAAGAAAUCAGAAGAAGUAUGAAGUGAAGUUCUUGAUCUUCAAGGAUGACCCUGACUCUGUUGUUAGGUUUGAAGGCCACUGCAGAAGAGAUGAAGCUGUUGACGAUUCACAAAGAAAACUUCAUCAGCACUGUGUUUUGUAAGAAAACGGAAGUGGUAGAAAAGCUGAAGUUUUUAACUACGAUUUGAAAAGAUUGCCAGUAAUAGUCCAUAUAGAAGUAGACUCAAAACACAAACCAGUCGUAAUACCAAAGCGGAAAAUCCCCCGUGUCAGUGAGAAACCAAUUCAAAGUCGAGCUACAGCGAUUAGAGAGACUGGUAAUCUUCACACCUGUUGAAGAACCGACCUAGUGGGUGAGUCAAAUUGUCGUUACUAUGAAGAAGUCUCGUGCAUUGCGCGUAUGCAUAGAUCCAAAGCCACUGAACGUAGCCCUAAAGAGAGAGCGGUAUCUAAUUACUGUCAUAGGUGAUUGACUACCUGAUUUGUCAGAGGCUCGUGUAUUUUCCAAGAUUGAUCUGGCAUCCGUGUUUUGGCAUUAGGAAUUAGACGAAGGGUCAAGCAAGCUGACAACGUUUUCUACCCCCUACGGAAGAUUCCGGUGGUUGCGCCUGUGAUAUAUGCCAGAAACGUUAAAACGUCUCAACCAAGAGCUCCUGGGACUGGAAGAAGUGAAGUGUAUCGCAGAUGUUUACGGUACCAACGAGAAAGAUCAUGACCAAAACUUCGAGAGGCUGCUGCAGCGGUGUUAAGAAAAGAGCAUUAAGUUGACCAAGGAUAAAUUAGAGUACAAGUGGAAAAAGGUCUCAUUCCAUGGUCAUCUUCUCAGCAGUGAAGGUUUGAAAGUUGAUCCAGGUAAAGAGGAGGAGAUUAUGGAGACGCCACGACCAACCACUCCUGAAGAAAUGCAUUCGGAUGACCACAUUCUGCACUCCCAAAACGGUCUGAUUGCUGUCGCAUUGGUUUUCAAGACAUUGUGA